UGCAGAACCUUUCUGUGCUGUUCAAAUGCUUCUACACUGUUCAAUCAUGGUACAGUAUCCAGAGGAACCCUUCUAAAAGGGAUCCCUGGCUCUUGGAAAAGAAAGUAUUCUGCUUGACACAGAAUCCUUCUGGGAACUGGGAUUCCAGCAUUAAGAAAAGACAGAGCCAGUGUGAACUGUUUGGAUUUGGCAAUACCUGGGGAAAAAUCCAGCUGCUUUCUACUGGAAUCUGAUUUGAAAUUUUAGAGGCAAAUUAAAAUCCUGCAGUUCAAAUCUGAGUGAUAUUUGAAAGGUCCAGCCUGACCCUCUCUAAGUCUGCCUUUUAAUUAACCAGGCUUUUUAUAGCACACUGUGUUCUCCUCCCUGCCAGGGCAACUUGCAGGACUUCUCCAGGUGAGAAUUCCAGAAGCACCUUCACUAGGAUGUUCUGGAUGCAGCAGGAUGGUAACACUCCAGCACAGUAUUGCCAGUACCUGCAUCAGAAGUUGUGUCUGUCACUUAAAUGCACUGAAACAAAGUCUGGUGUGUUCUCUGCCUUCCUGGAUGCCAGAAUGGAGUUCUCUCUGUACCAUAAGCUGAAUGGCAAAAAGAAUCCAGGUGAGUGUUCAGGAAAUGAAGUCUCUUGCCAGACCCAGGUCUAAAACAAUGAAUUCACCAAAUGAGUAAUUUUAAAUCAGCAUCAUUCAGCACCAUUCUUUCCUCCUCUAAUGAGGAUCUGUAAAUAAGAGCAACUGGAGGUUUUAAACUACUGUGCCAUAACUUUGAUUCAAUGAUCUUCGAGGGCUUUUCCAGCCUUAACAAGAGUGUUUCUAUAACUACUGGAAAAAAUCUUGCUCCUUUACUGUGAAGUUAUAAAUGUAUUCGUUUCCAUCAUCAACAGAAAUGUGUCAGAUGCCAAAGGUCUUUUCAUUGUUUUCAGAUUUUCCUUUCCUUGCACUGAUCAGAUUCUCUCCUGCAGAGAUAACAACCACACAAUAGCCCAGCAAAGGAUGGCUGGGUAGGAAUAAGACACCACAGCGAUGGUCAGAUCCAAGUCCAGGACACUGAACUCCAGCUGCAGACAUUCAAUACAGCAGCACCCUGCAGGGAUGUCCAGGACUUGACUAACGGGGUUGCCAUGGCUCAGGUGCUUCACCAAAUAGAUGUUGCCUGGUUUGAUGCAUCUUGGCUCAGUCGCAUCAAAGAAGAUGUUGGUGACAACUGGAGAAUAAAGUCCAGUAAUUUGAAGAAGAUACUGCAAGGAAUUAUGGACUACUAUCAUGAGUUCCUGGGUCAGCAGAUUGCAGAAGAGCUUAUUCCAGACUUGACCCGGAUAUCUGAGAACUCGGAUCCCACUGAACUGGGCAGGCUCCUGCAGCUUAUUUUGGGUUGUGCAGUCAAUUGUGAGAGGAAACAAGAACACAUACAGAAUAUCAUGACCCUUGAAGAGUCUGUUCAGCAUGUUGUCAUGACAGCCAUUCAAGAGCUCAUGAGCAAGGAAGUAACAAACGCUUCCCCAUGUGAUGCAUCAAGUGAAGUGGAACAGCAGCUUAAAAAAGCCUUGGAAGACCUUCAGGAAGCACUAGCAGAAAAGGAGGAAUUGGCACAAAGAUGCCAAGAGCUGGAUUUGCAGGUGGCUGCCCUCCAGGAUGAGAAAAACAGCUUGAUAUCAGAAAAUGAGAUUAUGAAUGACAGACUAGAGCAAUUAGAUGACUCUCUUGAUGAUCCAAAUACAGUGGUUGCAAAAAAAUACUUUAGUGCACAGUUGCAGCUGGAACAAUUGCAAGAAGAAAACUUCAGGCUUGAAGCUGCAAAAGAUGAUUAUCGUGUCCAUUGUGAAGAUCUAGAAAAGCAAUUGAUUGAGCUGCAACAUAGAAACAAUGAACUGACUUCUCUGGCAGAAGAAUCAAGAGCCUUGAAAGAUGAGAAUGACAUUCUUAGGGCUACUGCAGACAAGGCAAGCAAGCUGGAGCUGACGGUGGAGGUGUAUCGGAAGAAGCUGCAGGACCUGAACGAUUUCCGCAGGCAGGUCAAGUCCCUGCAGGAGACCAACAUGAUGUACAUGCACAACACCGUCAGCCUGGAGGAUGAGCUCAGGAAAGCCAACGCAGCACGAGCCCAGCUGGAAACCUACAAAAAACAGGUCCAGGAGCUCCAUAACAAACUGUCUGAAGAAUCGAAAAGAGCUGAUAAGCUGGCAUUUGAAAUGAAACGACUUGAAGAAAAAUAUGAAGCUUUAAUGAAAGAAAAAGAAAGACUGAUAGUGCAGUGUGAUGCAUUAAGAGAGACAAAUGAGGAGCUCCGAUGUGCACAGAUGCAGCAGGAUCACCUGAGUCAAACAGGUGAAAAAAGCCAUGAGAAUCUUGCUGCUGAAAUUCUGCCAGUGGAAUAUAGAGAAAUGUUUAUUCGGCUGCAGCAUGAAAAUAAGAUGCUCCUGCUGAAACAGGAGGGAUCAGAAAAUGAACGGAUUGCUGAGCUCCAGGAAGAGCUGGAGCAGAAGCACCGGACAGUGAACGAGCUGGAAACUGAGAAAAGGCUCAAUGAAGAGCGUAUUGGAGGAUUACAGCAGCAGAUUGAAGAUCUGCAAAAGACUUUACAGGAGCAGGGAUCCAAGACUGAAGGAUCCAGCAACCUGAAGCAGAAAUUGGCAGCACACAUGGAAAAGUUGAACGAGGUUCAUGAUGAGUUACAGAAGAAAGAGGCUGAUCUUGCAGAGCUCCAGCCUGAUGACAGUCAGAACCCCCAGAAGAUUGGAGAGCUGGAAGCAGCUUUACGAAAAAAAGAUGAGGAUAUGAAAGCCAUGGAAGAAAGAUAUAAAAUGUACCUUGAAAAAGCAAGGAAUGUGAUAAAAACCUUAGACCCCAAGCUAAAUCCAGCAUCAGCAGAAAUUAUGUUGCUCAGAAAACAGAUACUGGAAAAAGAGAAAAGAAUUGAAGCACUAGAGAAUGAAUACAAAAUGGCCAAGUUACGUGACUAUGAGGAAAAACUGAUUGUAACUGCAUGGUACAACAAGAGCCUGAGUCUGCAGAAGCUGGGCAUGGAAGCCAGGCUGCUGGGCAGCAGUGGCAGCUGCGGGGCCGGGCCCGGCCGCUCCUUCCUGGCACAGCAGCGCCACGUCACCAACACCAGGAGGAACCUCACCGUGAAAGUACCAGGUGCAACAGCUGAUUAAACACGAGGACAUGAAGAAGACUCACAUGCUAAAGUGUCCUUAAAUGUUUUAUACCUUUCCACUUUACCUGCUUGAUGAGGGAGGAGGUUAGAAUGCUGGGCAGCUGCAAAUGACAACAUCAGAACCUGUCAGGAAGGGAUUAAGUUGAUGAGCCAGAAGGUAGCAUGUAGAUUUCCAAGUAGAUUUAAUAAUUGCAGCAUGUACAAGCACAACUUAAAAGAUUUCUAUUUGCCUUCAGAUUAUAUUGUAAAUAUGAAAUUUGGCACUAUAUAUUUAAAACUUUAUUUAAGUGGGUUUGGGCUAGAAAGUUGACUUUUAUAAUGGGAAGAUGUUAUGCAAAAGUGUACUUCAGGAAACUGGCAAAAUUGGGCAUUUUUGCUGGGCUCUUCUGAAAGCAGAUCUAAAAGAUUAGUAACAUCUUUUAAAAAAAGACUUUUUAGACUAGAAAGUACGAUUUUAAAAGCAAGAAAUUACUUGCAUUUAUAGAAGAAAAUAAAGGUGUGGUACCACCUUUACUGGUACAUAACCAGUUGUUAUGUAACAGAAGACAGGAUUUGUUUUAUGCGAAGCAAAAUUUCUCAGUUUAUUAAAAAAA
Lonchura striata (white-rumped munia) is the source of this 3746-nucleotide messenger RNA. The record is from RefSeq and is a predicted model, not a curated record. Lineage: Eukaryota; Metazoa; Chordata; Aves; Passeriformes; Estrildidae.